Oncorhynchus gorbuscha (pink salmon) is the source of this 7938-nucleotide messenger RNA. Its product is annotated as mucin-2-like. The record is from RefSeq and is a predicted model, not a curated record. The transcript has 12 exons. NCBI's taxonomy places the organism in Eukaryota, Metazoa, Chordata, Actinopteri, Salmoniformes, Salmonidae. The annotation marks the transcript as partial.
AUGGCUGGCAAAUCCUGCAAUAUCAACACCAUAUACGGUCAUGAACGCAACUUCGGCCCUCUCAAACAGGUCAACUACAACCAUGGUUGUCAAUGCAACAUCGGAUCCUGUGAAUCUGUCAACAACACACAUAGUGCCAAAUGGAACAUCAGCGCCCAUAAAUGUGUUAACAUCAGCCCAAAGUUCUGUCAAUGUCACAUCAGGGCCUGUAACACAAAGCAAUACAACUUCAACACUAUCAACUACAACCCCAUCUUUGUCAACUACCCCAAUAGUCAACACAACAGCUCCUUCAACUACACCCAUAGUCAACAUAACAGCAACUCCAAAUAUCCCAGUAGUCAAUGCAACAGCUCCUUCAAAUACCCCCAUAGUCAACACAACAGCUCCUUCAACUACCCCCAUAGUCAACACAACAGCUCCUUCAACUACCCCAAUAGUCAACACAACAGCUCCUUCAACUACCCCAAUAGUCAACACAACAGCUCCUUCAACUACCCCAAUAGUCAACACAACAGCUCCUUCAACUACCCCCAUAGUCAACACAACAGCUCCUUCAACUACCCCAAUAGUCAACACAACAGCUCCUUCAACUACCCCAAUAGUCAACACAACAGCCCCUUCAACUACCCCAAUAGUCAAUACAACAGCUCCUUCAACUACCCUCAUAGUCAACACAACAGCAACUCCAAAUACCUCAGUAGUCAAUGCAACAGCUCCUUCAACUACCCCCAUAGUCAACACAACAGCUCCUUCAACUACCCCAAUAGUCAACACAACAGCUCCUUCAACUACCCCAAUAGUCAACACAACAGCUCCUUCAACUACCCCAAUAGUCAACACAACAGCUCCUUCAACUACCCCAAUAGUCAACACAACAUCUCCUUCAACUACCCCCACAGUCAACACAACAGCUCCUUCAACUACCCCCAUAGUCAACACAACAGCUCCUUCAACUACCCCAAUAGUCAACACAACAGCUCCUUCAACAACCCCAAUAGUCAACACAACAGCUCCUUCAACUACCCCAAUAGUCAACACAACAGCUCCUUCAACUACCCCCAUAGUCAACACAACAGCUCCUUCAACUACCCCAAUAGUCAACACAACAGCUCCUUCAACUACCCCAAUAGUCAACACAACAGCCCCUUCAACUACCCCAAUAGUCAACACAACAGCUCCUUCAACUACCCUCAUAGUCAACACAACAGCAACUCCAAAUACCUCAGUAGUCAAUGCAACAGCUCCUUCAACUACCCCCAUAGUCAACACAACAGCUCCUUCAACUACCCCAAUAGUCAACACAACAGCUCCUUCAACUACCCCAAUAGUCAACACAACAGCCCCUUCAACUACCCCAAUAGUCAACACAACAGCUCCUUCAACUACCCCAAUAGUCAACACAACAGCUCCUUCAACUACCCCAAUAGUCAACACAACAGCUCCUUCAACUACCCCCAUAGUCAACACAACAGCUCCUUCAACUACCCCAAUAGUCAACACAACAGCUCCUUCAACUACCCCAAUAGUCAACACAACAGCUCCUUCAACUACCCCAAUAGUCAACACAACAGCUCCUUCAACUACCCCCAUAGUCAACACAACAGCUCCUUCAACUACCCCCAUAGUCAACACAACAGCUCCUUCAACUACCCCAAUAGUCAACACAACAGCUCCUUCAACUACCCCAAUAGUCAACACAACAGCUCCUUCAACUACCCCAAUAGUCAACACAACAGCUCCUUCAACUACCCCCAUAGUCAACACAACAGCUCCUUCAACUACCCCAAUAGUCAACACAACAGCUCCUUCAACUACCCCAAUAGUCAACACAACAGCCCCUUCAACUACCCCAAUAGUCAACACAACAGCUCCUUCAACUACCCUCAUAGUCAACACAACAGCAACUCCAAAUACCUCAGUAGUCAAUGCAACAGCUCCUUCAACUACCCCCAUAGUCAACACAACAGCUCCUUCAACUACCCCAAUAGUCAACACAACAGCUCCUUCAACUACCCCAAUAGUCAACACAACAGCCCCUUCAACUACCCCAAUAGUCAACACAACAGCUCCUUCAACUACCCCAAUAGUCAACACAACAGCUCCUUCAACUACCCCCAUAGUCAACACAACAGCUCCUUCAACUACCCCCAUAGUCAACACAACAGCUCCUUCAACUACCCCAAUAGUCAACACAACAGCUCCUUCAACUACCCCAAUAGUCAACACAACAGCUCCUUCAACUACCCCAAUAGUCAACACAACAGCUCCUUCAACUAUCCCCAUAGUCAACACAACAGCUCCUUCAACUACCCCAAUAGUCAACACAACAUCUCCUUCAACUACCCCAAUAUCAACAGCUCCUUCAACUACCCCAAUAGUCAACACAACAGCUCCUUCAACUACCCCAAUAGUCAACACAACAGCUCCUUCAACUACCCCCAUAGUCAACACAACAGCUCCUUCAACUACCCCAAUAGUCAACACAACAGCUCCUUCAACUACCCCAAUAGUCAACACAACAGCCCCUUCAACUACCCCAAUAGUCAACACAACAGCUCCUUCAACUACCCUCAUAGUCAACACAACAGCAACUCCAAAUACCUCAGUAGUCAAUGCAACAGCUCCUUCAACUACCCCCAUAGUCAACACAACAGCUCCUUCAACUACCCCCAUAGUCAACACAACAGCUCCUUCAACUACCCCAAUAGUCAACACAACAGCUCCUUCAACUACCCCAAUAGUCAACACAACAGCUCCUUCAACUACCCCCAUAGUCAACACAACAGCUCCUUCAACUACCCCCAUAGUCAACACAACAGCUCCUUCAACUACCCCCAUAGUCAACACAACAGCAACUCCAAAUACCCAAGUAGUCAGCACAACAGAUCCUCCAACUACUGCAGCAGUAAAAACAUCUCUAGCUCCAACCACUCCGAUAACCAAUUUGACCGAAGUACUAACUACCCCAUUACCAACUACGCUGGUAGCAACUACCCCAGUAACAACUACCCAAGUGCCAACUACAACGGCAUCCCGUGCAACAGAGGCGCCACUGACCAGCCCACAACUGUCACUGCAGUUCAGCCUGAUAUCUAUCUUCACUAUCUCUCUGAGCAACAGCACGUCACCAGAGUUCCUGGCUUUGGCAAAUCAUGUGACUACACAGGCGAUACUACAAUGACUAAUGCAACCACCACCACCGCUGUUCCGGCAGCAACCACCACCACCACCGCUGUUCCGGCAGCAACCACCACAACCACCGCUGUUCCGGCAGCAACCACCACCACCACCGCUGUUCCGGCAGCAACCACCACAACCGCCGCUGUUCCGGCAGCAACCACCACCACCACCGCUGUUCCGGCAGCAACCAUCACCACCACCGCUGUUCCGGCAGCAACCAUCACCACCACCGCUGUUCCACCAGCAGCCACCACCACCACCGCUGUUCCGGCAGCAGCCACCACCACUGCAGUCGCACUAACUAACCCUCCAUCCUCUAGUGAAGGAACCCUGAUUCUUCGGUUCAGUCUUGAUGAGAUAUUCACCUCGGAUCUUGCCAACCCGUCCUCUUCAGCAUUCAAGGCUCUGGCUGGCAAAGUGGUCUCAGAGGUGAACAAGAUUUUUGCUAGAACCCCAAACUUCCUUCGUUCCAUUGUCAACUCAUUCAAGAGUGGAUCUGUAGUUACCAACAUGACCCUCGUGUUCAGUAACAAAUCUUCGGUUCCCAGCGCAUGCAGCGCACAAGCAACUUUCACCAUCAGUUCCACCUCCCUGAACAUCCUACCGGGCAGCGUCAAUGUUGCAACCACAGCUGCUCUCACAACAACCAAAGCUGCUCCCACAACAACCACAGCUGCUCCCACAACAACCACAGCUGAUCCCACAACAACCACAGCUGCUACCACAACAACCACAACUGCUCCCACAACAACCACAGCUGCUCCUACAACAACCACUUCUGCUCCCACAGCAACCACAGCUGAUCCCACAACAACCACAGCUGCUCCCACAACAACCAUAGCUGCUCCCACAACAACGACAGAUACUUACACAACAUUUUCUGGUGUUCCCACAACAACCACAGUCGCUCCCACAACAAACACAGCGGAUCCCACAACAACCACAGCUACACCCAAAACAACCACAACUGCUCCAACAACAACCAAAGAAUCUACCACAACAACCACAGCUGCUCCCACAACAAUCACUGCUGAUCCCAUAUCAACAACAGCUGCUCUCCCAACAACCACAGCUGCUCCCACAACAAACACAGCGGAUCCCACAACAACCACAGCUACUCCCACAACAACCACAACUGCUCCAACAACAACCACAGAAUCUACCACAACAACCACAGUCGCCACUUCAAAAAUCACAGAAUCUCCCACAACCACAGAAUCUACCACAACAACCACAGUCGCCACUUCAAAAAUCACAGAAUCUCCCAUAGCAACCACAGCUGCUCUCACAACAACCACAGCUGCUCCCACAACAACCACAGCUGCUCCCACAACAACCACAGCUGAUCCCACAACAACCAUAGCUGCUCUCACAACAACCACAGCUACUCCCACAACAAACACAACUGCUCUCACAACAACCACAGCUGCUCCCACAACAACCACAGCUGCUCCCACAACAACCACAGCUGAUCCCACAACAACCACAGCUGCUACCACAACAACCACAGCUGCUCCCACAACAACCACAGCUGCUCCCACAACAACGACAGCUGCUCCCACAACAACCACAGCUGCUCCCACAACAACCACAGCUGCUCCCACAACAAUCACAGCUGCUCCCAUAUCAACAACAGCUGCUCUCCCAACAACCACAGCUGCUCCCACAACAACCACAGCUGAUCCCAUAUCAACAACAACUGCUCUCCCAACAAAUACAGCUGCUCCCACAACAAACACAGUGGAUCUCACAACAACCACAGCUACUCCCACAACAACCACAGCUACUCCCACAACAACCACAGCUGCUCCAACAACAACCACAGAAUCUACAACAACAACCACAGUCGCCACUUCAAAAAUCACAGAAUCUCCCACAGCAACCACAGCUGCUCUCACAACAACCACAGCUGCUCCCACAACAACCACAGCUGCUCCCACAACAACCACAGCUGAUCCCACAACAACCACAGCUGCUACCACAACAACCACAGCUACUCCCACAACAACCACAACUGCUCCCACAACAACGACAGCUGCUCCCACAACAACCACAGCUGCUCCCACAACAACCACAGCUGCUCCCACAACUACUCCCACAACAAACACAGCAGAUCGCACAACAACCACAGCUACUCCCACAACAACCACCACUGCUCCAACAACAACCACAGAAUCUACCACAACAACCACAGUCGCCACCUCAAAAAUCACAGAAUCUCCCAAAGCAACCACAGCUGCUCUCACAACAACCACAGCUGCUCCGACAACAACCACAGCUACUCCCACAACAACCACAACUGCUCCCACAACAACCACAGCUGAUCCCACAACAACCACAGCUACCCCCACAACAACCACAGCUGAUCUCACAACAACCACAGCUACUCCCACAACAACCACAACUGCUCCAACAACAACCACAGAAUCUACCACAACAACCACAGCUGCUCCCACAACAAUCACUGCUGAUCCCAUAUCAACAACAGCUGCUCUCCCAACAACCACAGCUGCUCCCACAACAAACACAGCGGAUCCCACAACAACCACAGCUACUCCCACAACAACCACAACUGCUCCAACAACAACCACAGAAUCUACCACAACAACCACAGUCGCCACUUCAAAAAUCACAGAAUCUCCCACAGCAACCACAGCUGCUCUCACAACAACCACAGCUGCUCCCACAACAACCACAGCUGAUCCCACAACAACCACAGCUGCUACCACAACAACCACAGCUGCUCCCACAACAACCACAGCUGCUCCCACAACAACGACAGCUGCUCCCACAACAACCACAGCUGCUCCCACAACAACCACAGCUGCUCCCACAACAAUCACAGCUGAUCCCAUAUCAACAACAGCUGCUCUCCCAACAACCACAGCUGCUCCCACAACAACCACAGCUGAUCCCACAACAACCACAGCUGCUACCACAACAACCACAGCUGAUCCCAUAUCAAUCUACAACAACAACCACAGUCGCCACUUCAAAAUCACAGAAUCUCCCACAGAACCCACAGCUGCUCUCACAACAACCACAGCUGCUCCAACAACAACCACUUCUGCUCCCACAACAACCAAAGCUGAUCCCACAACAACCACAGCUGCUCUCACAACAACCACAGCUACUCCCACAACAACCACAACUGCUCCCACAACAACCACAGCUGAUCCCACAACAACCACAGCUACCCCCACAACAAACACAGCGGAUCUCACAACAACCACAGCUACUCCCACAACAACCACAACUGCUCCAACAACAACCACAGAAUCUACCACAACAACCACCACAACAACCACAGCUACUCCCACAACAACCACAACUGCUCCCACAACAACCACAGCUGAUCCCACAACAACCACAGCUACCCCCACAACAAACACAGCAGAUCGCACAACAACCAUAGCUACUCCCACAACAACCACAACUGCUCCAACAACAACCACAGAAUCUACCACAACAACCACAGUCGCUACUUCAAAAACCACAGAAUCUCCCACAGCAACCACAGCUGCUCUCACAACAACCACAGCUGCUCCCACAACAACCACAGCUGCUCCCACAACAACCACAGCUGAUCCCACAACAACCACAGCUGCUACCACAACAACCACAGCUACUCCCACAACAACAACCACAGCUACUCCCACAACAACCACAACUGCUCCCACAACAACCACAGCUGAUCCCACAACAACCACAGCUACCCCCACAACAAACACAGCGGAUCUCACAACAACCACAGCUACUCCCACAACAACCACAACUGCUCCAAUAACAACCACAGAAUCUACCACAACAACCACAGUCGCUACUUCAAAAACCACAGAAUCUCCCACAGCAACCACAGCUGCUCUCACAACAACCACAGCUGCUCCCACAACAACCACAGCUGCUCCCACAACAACCACAGCUGAUCCCACAACAACCACAGCUGCUACCACAACAACCACAGCUGCUCCCACAACAACCACAGCUGCUCCCACAACAACCACAGCUGAUCCCACAACAACCACAGCUUCUACCACAACAACCACAGCUGCUACCACAACAACCACAGCUACUCCCACAACAACCACAGCUGCUCCCACAACAACGACAGCUGCUCCCACAACAACCACAGCUGCUCCCACAACAACCACAGCUGCUCCCACAACAACCACAGCUGCUCUCCCAACAACCACAGCUGCUCCCACAACAAACACAGCGGAUCCCACAACAACCACAGCUACUCCCACAACAACCACAACUGCUCCAACAACAACCACAGAAUCUACCACAACAACCACAGUCGCCACUUCAAAAAUCACAGAAUCUCCCACAGCAACCACAGCUGCUCUCACAACAACCACAGCUGCUCCCACAACAACCACAGCUGCUCCCACAACAACCACAGCUGCUCUCACAACAACCACAGCUACUCCCACAACAACCACAACUGCUCCUACAACAACCACGGCUGAUCCCACAACAACCACAGCUACUCCCACAACAAACACAGCAGAUCUCACAACAACCACAGCUACUCCCACAACAACCACAACUGCUCCAACAACAACCACAGAAUCUACCACAACAACCACAGUCGCCACUUCAAAAAUCACAGAAUCUCCCACAGCAACCACAGCUGCUCUCACAACAACCACAGCUGCUCCCACAACAACCAAAGCUGCUCUCACAACAACCACAGCUGCUCCCACAACAACUACAGCUGCUCCCACAACAACCACAGCUGAUCCCACAACA